Heterostelium album PN500 is the source of this 1722-nucleotide messenger RNA. RefSeq lists its product as uncharacterized. The record is from RefSeq and is a predicted model, not a curated record. NCBI's taxonomy places the organism in Eukaryota, Evosea, Eumycetozoa, Acytosteliales, Acytosteliaceae. The transcript has 4 exons. The coding region runs from base 1 to 1722 and encodes 573 amino acids. Gene Ontology annotation, molecular function: protein binding.
AUGAUCAUACUCACUCCUCUUAUUUCACCAAUCGUGGUUGAUCGAUUGCCGGCGAUGAUGCAACGUAGUCUUCUACUACUAAAAACUAGAAGUUACCCACACUUAUAUAAUAAACAUCACACUAAAAUGAUUUAUCUUAAGGGAGUAAACCCUCAUAUGAACUGCUGUGAUGAACAAUUAAUUAAAUGUCCAACAGAAAACACACAACCAACACAAUCAUCAAAGUAUGAAGAUGAUCGAUUCUAUUAUGCCCAACCAUCAUUCGAAAAGAACUUUUCACAUGAUAUUGUAUUCUUUUUAUCACCACCAUCACCUACGUCAACUGAUAAUAUAAUAAUAUUAAAUAAUAAUAACAAUUAUAAUCAAAAUAAUAUUCGUUAUAAUAUAAAUGAUAAUGGCGAUAGCUUUAUCAAUAUAAAUGAUUAUAUCACUUUAAAUGAAUCUUUUGAAAAGGAAGUUAGGAUAUAUUCACAUAAAACAAUGAUAUUAAAUGGUUCAGACUACUUUAAAAAGUUACUUAACGAAGUCUCCGUAGACACAACAGAAAUAGAGAUUGCCAUCCCCAACGUGUCAGUAAAUGUCUUUUUCCAAGUCUUAAUGUUUCUUUACACUUCAACUCUGACAAUUGAAAUCGAUACUCUCAAUGAGAUUUUUUUGGUUUGUGACGAGUUCCAGCUGGAAAAUGCCAAAGAAAUCUGUAUAGAUUUUGUCAGAUCUAUAGAAAAUAAAGUAUUGGAAAAUUUUUUAUUUGAUCAAAAAAAAACAAUAUGUCCUGAACUAUAUAGCUAUAUUGUUGAUCAAGCUGUUGAAAACUCUACCUACUUUUUGCAGGUGAACAGAGUGCAUAAAUUAUCAAAAGAUGUACUUUUCCUCAUCCUAAAGAGUGAUGGUGUAUAUUUGAAAGAGAUAGAGAUAUUCAAUUCGGUUUUGGUGUGGAUUCGUGCCAAUAUCGAAGGUGUCAAAAUUGAAAGAAUUGUCGAUAGUGAUAUUUACGGUACAUCAGAGAAUAACAACAAUAACUACAAUAAUAACAAUAAAAUAGUUAGAACACAAUUGGAGGAGAUUUUCCAAUUUAUUCGUUUCCCACUGAUGAGCUACGAGGAUUUAAUUUCUGGCGUCGAACCAUAUCAUAUUAUACCAGACCGAUUGCUAUUGGAAGCUUAUCGAUACAUUUCAAUGAAAGCACACUCAAAAUUACCUCGAUCCUCUAUAAUUAUCAGCAACCAUCGAUUGAAAAAUCGUAACAUUACAACUCUUCAACCAGGUAUCGAUGUCUUCAGUAUAGUUUGUCGAAGCCACAAGUGUUGCUCAUCUGUUUUGUGGCCCAUCAACAACUUUAAAUCCAUUAGGACUCAUAAGCAUGUCUCCAAUACCUUUACAAUGUUCGGACUCCAAUGGAAACUGUGGGCCUAUCCAGCAGGUGAAACUAAACACCCAGGUUCUAUCUCGGUCUAUCUAGAAGCGGUCAGAGUCUGUGGGAAGGAAUCAUUUGAUUUCCUAAGAAAGAUAACAUUCUUUUUCUCUUUGGUCAACCAACAUAAUAUAUCAUACUCGAAACAUUACCCAUCUUCACCCAACAUAUUGUUCAAUAACCACAGGAGUGUUUGGGGAAUUGGUUUGAUCGAUUUGAAUUCACUCUAUAACCCAGAAUUAGGUUAUUUAGAUAAUGGUACCGUUUGUAUUGAACUCCAUAUUUUAAAAUGUUAUUCCAUAAAAAGAUAA